This is a messenger RNA of Mucor velutinosus, 891 nucleotides long. RefSeq lists its product as uncharacterized. The record is from RefSeq and is a predicted model, not a curated record. NCBI's taxonomy places the organism in Eukaryota, Fungi, Mucoromycota, Mucoromycetes, Mucorales, Mucoraceae. The transcript is spliced from 2 exons. Bases 1 to 891 code for a protein of 296 amino acids. Gene Ontology annotation, molecular function: methyltransferase activity.
AUGUCUACUAGAAAAGCCAUCAACAGAGUAGCCGCAGGCGGGCUCAAAUACAAACCAAUCUAUACCCCACCACCACCUCCUCCUCCACCAAAGCAAAGACCCAAAUUGGGACCCAUUCUCAUCGGCGGUUCACUAUUGUACGUUACAGCUACCUAUGUCAGUAUGCUCGUCUUCAAGAGUAAGAACGACACAAACGAUAUCGUUGCAGGAAAAACAGAGAAGCCUUCAGUGACACCAGCUACAUUUGACACCUCCAAUGUUUGGGAAUCUGUUGCUAAAAAGUAUGACCAAGAGAUUGGAUGGGAUGAAGUUGUCAUGGGCGUAGGUUUGCUGAGACGUUGGUUAAUUGGAAACGCCAAGGGAGAUGUGUUGGAAGUAUCCACAGGUACAGGCCGCAACUUUGACUACUACAAUGCAGAUCAAGUCAAGUCUGUCACAUUCACAGAUCGACACGAGCCAAUGCUAAAUGAAGCCAAGGAAAAGUACCUGGAGUCAUACAAGGACAAGUUUCAUCAAGCAUUUUUCGAGACGAGCAAUGUAGAGGAGAAAAAGAACAAGAAAUAUGAUACGAUUGUCGAUACAUUUGGAUUGUGUUCAUGUGGAGAUCCGGUAGAAGCAUUGGUGCAAUUAGCAGAUUCAUGUAAAUCAGAAGAUUCUCGGGUGCUGCUACUGGAGCACGGCCGUUCGCAUUACGACUGGUUGAACAGAUUGUUGGAUACCAAUGUUGAUAAGCAUGUGCAACAAUGGGGCUGCUGGUGGAAUCGAGACAUCAUGGGAUUGUUUCAAGAUCCCCGAGUCAAGGAAAAGCUGCAGGUAGAGAAGGUGUCUCGCUGGCAUCUAGGCACUACAUGCUACAUUAUCGCCAAACCUACUGGCAGUAGUAUCGAAUAA